Molecule: messenger RNA, 990 nt
Organism: Parascedosporium putredinis
Lineage: Eukaryota; Fungi; Ascomycota; Sordariomycetes; Microascales; Microascaceae
Source: the annotation of a GenBank genome assembly
AUGUCCACCACAACCACCACAGAAAUCAAGUCGGCCGAAGACUCCACAUUCACCUUUGCCACCCAGUUCGAGGCCAAGGACCUCGUAGAGUUCGACCCCAACCGCGUCUACGGUGACUGGCGCGAUGAAUUCCACAAGACGGGCUGCGUGCUCAUCAAGAACGUCAUCACCCCCGAGCGCGCGCAAUACUACGUCGACAAGCAGGUAGAGUGGCUCAAGAAGUUCAACCUCGGCUUCGACGAGAAGAACCCCGACACGUGGACCUCCGAGCACCUCCCCGUCAACUUCAAGGGCGGCAUGUACUACAUGUACGGCGCUACCCAUGAGAAGUAUGUGUGGGAGGCCCGCACCGAGCCUGGCGUGGUGGACAUUUUCGAGAAGCUCUGGGAGACCAACGAGCUCAUCUGCUCGUUUGACGGGCAGAACAUCUCCAUGCCUAACCGCAAGGACCUUACUUGGUCGCCCUGGCCCCACUGCGACCAGAACCCGGCGCGCAAGAGAAUGCAAGCGGUCCAAGGCCUCCUCAACUUUGCCCCCAACGGCCCCAAGGACGGCGGCCUCAUGCUCAUGAGGGGCUCCUCCAAGCUGUUCGACGAAUUCUUCGCCCAGAAGCGCGACAAAAAGGACGUCAAGUGGUUCGAGGACCGCGGCUGCGAAAUGUACAAGGUCAACAUGGACCCCGGCGACUUUGUCCUCUGGGAUUCGCGCACCAUGCACUAUGCCUGCCUGCCCGAGGGCGAGCAGAUCCGCCACCUCCAGUACAUUUGCAUGACCCCGCGCAAGUUUGCGACGGACGAGGCGCUCGAAGCGAAGAAGAACUGCUUUGAGAAUUACCUCGGUACUACCCACUGGCCCCACUGCAAUAUUCGUCCCUCGGCAGAGAAGCCUAUGCGCGAUGGCAAGCUCUGCCCUGCGUAUAGGACGGAACCCUUUGAGAAGCCCGAAAUCACGGACAAGGUCCUUCAACUUGCUGGUGUCAAGGGCUACUAG